AAGAGCCAGUGGUGGAAAGUGCGGAAAGCAUGUCACGUCGGAACGUCGACAAAAGACACAAAUAAUAGGAAAAAGCUUAUUUCGCGCAGGCACUCGCAUAUUCCCAGUAAAUGCAAGGCCAAUGCAAAUGCACAUUUAGUACGGGCCACCAAAUUGUAAAUCAAACCGUCGAGUUCCCACAUCAAAAACGGCGAGCAAAGUAGCAACAACGAAACGCAGUUUAGGGCCUGCAUCUAUGCGAUAGUGUGAUAAGUGCGUGUGUGCAAAAGAAUACAAAAUAAAGGGGGCGCAAAAGAGGCAGUGAAAACAACAACACACAAAAACAGAAGACCAGUACACAGAGAAAAACGCAAACACCCGCACUCACACAAACAGACACACACACUUGUGAAACUCCAACGUCGAGUCAGCAAAUUGUGCCACACACACAAAACGAGGAAAGAGGAAGAAGAGCAGCAGCAAACAGCAAAAAAACACAGAGGUGCUUCGCUCCCAUCUCACAUCUCUAUAACUCCAUCGACCCGAACUUUCCGACUUCCCAACUCUCCGGAAUGAAUCGCUCCGAUGGAUUGGUGCGUCGCGCGGUGAAAUUCCGCGAAAACGGUGGAGCGGAGGGCGGUCUGAAUGCCAACACCCCCGACGACAAUCAGGAUGCACUGGACAGCCUGAAGGACCAGGAGGACAACAUCGACGAUGGCGACUCCAAGGAAACACGACUAACGCUCAUGGAGGAAGUUCUGCUGCUGGGACUCAAGGACAAGGAGGGCUACACAUCUUUCUGGAACGACUGCAUAUCAAGCGGCUUGCGCGGAUGCAUUCUCAUAGAACUUGGACUGCGAGGUCGCGUGAUGAUUGAGAAAUCUGGCAUGCGACGACGUGGUCUAUGUACAAGAAAAUUGAUACUGAAAUCGGAUCAGCAGACGGGAGACGUUCUACUCGAUGAGGCACUUAAACACAUUAAGGAAACAGAUCCCCCAGAGACGGUGCAGAGCUGGAUUGAAUAUCUUAGUGGUGAAACUUGGAAUCCGUUGAAAUUGCGCUACCAACUGAAAAAUGUGCGCGAACGUCUGGCCAAAAAUCUGGUGGAGAAGGGAGUGCUCACAACGGAAAAGCAAAAUUUCCUACUCUUCGAUAUGACGACACAUCCGCUGAGCGAUAAUGUUGUCAAAUGUCGCCUGGUUAAGAAGAUCCAAGAUUCUGUGCUCUCCAAGUGGGUCAACGAUCCACAGCGCAUGGACAAACGGAUGCUGGCGCUUAUCUUCCUGGCGCACGCCAGCGAUGUGAUCGAGAACGCCUUCGCGCCGCUGAAUGAUGACGACUACGAAGUGGCCAUGAAGCGAGUGCGGGAGCUGCUGGAUCUCGACUUCGAAACGGAGUCGGCCAAGCCGAAUGCGAACGAAAUUCUGUGGGCGGUGUUCAUGGCGUUCACGAAAUAGAUGAUCCUCUGCUCCUCUCCGCUCCUCUCAAUAGCACACACACACAAUAACACACACGAACCCCAACACAGAAAUACAGACCCACAUCUGGAAUACAUUUUGCUGCUUUUGUUUAAGAAACUUUGCUGUGAGUGGAACCGAAUCGGGCGAUAGGAUUUUCUUAAUUGGCAAAGACCCCAAAUAUCUGUUUCAGUAAUAUAUAUUUUUUAAGCGAGACUAUAAAGCAGCCAUAAUGCCUAUUUAAAUAUAUGUUUAUCAACACUUCAAUAAUAUCAAUCAACCGCUCCA
Molecule: messenger RNA, 1724 nt
Organism: Drosophila teissieri
Lineage: Eukaryota; Metazoa; Arthropoda; Insecta; Diptera; Drosophilidae
Gene: sau
Product: Golgi phosphoprotein 3 homolog sauron
Exons: 5
Coding region: 552-1436 (294 amino acids)
Biological process (GO): Golgi organization; Golgi vesicle budding; Golgi to plasma membrane protein transport
Cellular component (GO): cytosol; trans-Golgi network; Golgi cisterna
Molecular function (GO): phosphatidylinositol-4-phosphate binding
Source: RefSeq, a predicted model, not a curated record